Messenger RNA from Hyaloscypha bicolor E, 1369 nucleotides. RefSeq lists its product as uncharacterized. The record is from RefSeq and is a predicted model, not a curated record. The coding region runs from base 473 to 1351 and encodes 292 amino acids. Lineage: Eukaryota; Fungi; Ascomycota; Leotiomycetes; Helotiales; Hyaloscyphaceae. The transcript has a single exon.
AAUCUCUCCAGCUUUCGCGUCAGCAUCCAAACCCGACUAUGCUAGUGACCACCCUAUCAUAUUUUUCUAAAGUGGGAGUGCGAUGUACCUCAAUCCGCCACAUAAUCAUCGGCACAACAAUACCCCGCAUCAACGCACCAAGACUAUCCAGAAAGAAACGCUCUACCCAAUUGGCUCGCUUCUUACCGCGAUCUUCGCAUUUCGUAUCACGACCCCCUUUCAACUCGCUAACCAAAAUCGAAUGAGCCUUGCAGAGGCGCAGCACAGGUUAACCAGAGGGCUGAAUGAGGCUGCACACCCGCGCGAGGGAUUUCUUCUCCUUACAUCGCCAUUAUCUCCUUUACUCCUCCUAUAAAAUAUUUAAUCUUCAUCUACUGUAGCUAGAAUCCAGCAUAUAUUCCGACUCCAUUCCCACAGCCAAACCGGAAGAAGACCCCGCCAACUCCUGACUUUCAGUUCAAGCAACACCUCGAUGGCAACAACCACAACAACAUACGCCAAGGGCGGAAUUCCCCUUCGUACUAUCCCCUCCUCCACCAUCACCUCCUCUUCUUCAUGCUCGAAACCCUACGACCCCUCAAUAACAAGAACCUACACCCCAUCCAUCACCAGCACGCUCGCACCAUCGACACUCGCACCCUCCACAAUCUCCACAACCCGCUUUCUCCUCGCACCACCCGCACCAUUUCUCCCUACCUCAACCCUCCAAAUCCAAACCACAGGAAAAGCUCUCUUCCGCCUCCCGUCCCCUCCAAAGGAGUUAGAGAUUCCGAUUUUCUCGCUCGAGACGGGCAGACCUGUAUACCUCUCUGUCCGUGGGAAGCGGAGUUCCGGAAAUUGCACGCUGGUGGAUGUGGAUAGUGAAGAGGAGCGUGUGCUUGGGUCGACGGAAUAUCAUUGGGGUCCGGGGAAAUGUCCUAUCGUCAGAGUGAAGGGAGUGGGGGAAGGGGGAGAGGAAGAGGAUGAGUUUGAAAUCCAAGGGAAGUCGUUAGUGAGCAGGACGACGAUUUUUGAAUGCCGAUGGGGACGAUUUGAAUGGCGGUAUGCUGGAAGGAAAGAGAGGGGUGAGGGAAUGAGUAGUCUUCUUGUGCUUGAGAAGGUUGGGGAUGGGGGUAGAGUCAGGGUUGCGCAAUUGGUGAGGGGAGAAGAGACCAGGAGUCCGGGGAGUACAGGGAGCAGUGCAGGGAAUGGGGGGCGGUUGGAGAUGUGUUUGGAUGAUGGGGAUGGGAAGGGGAAGGGCCAGGUGGUGGAUGAAGUGACGGUUGUGAGUACGGUGCUGGUUAUGUUGAAGAAGGAGAUUGAUAGAAGGAGGGCGUUGCAGGUUGCUAUGAUUAGUGCUGCGGGCUCUUGAUUUCUUGGCUGAUAGAUG